Olea europaea var. sylvestris is the source of this 2352-nucleotide messenger RNA. RefSeq lists its product as uncharacterized. Lineage: Eukaryota; Viridiplantae; Streptophyta; Magnoliopsida; Lamiales; Oleaceae. The record is from RefSeq and is a predicted model, not a curated record. The transcript is spliced from 7 exons. The coding region runs from base 24 to 1628 and encodes 534 amino acids.
AGUUUUCGGAGUCAUUAUUGGAGAUGGGGAAUUGUCUGCUGGAGAAAAUGGCUAUAAAUGAUGGUGGAGAAAGCGGCAGAGCAUUAGCAAUGCUGGGAAGGGUUCAGCUUGAACUGCGGAAACUUGCUGAUAACUAUCGGUCUCAUAUUAUCAAGACCAUUACAACCCCAUCAGAGUCUCUUCUAAGCGAGCUACGGAAAGUGGAGGAGAUGAAAUUGCAGUGCGAUGAGAAAAGAGAAAUGUUUGAAUACAUGGUGGGACAAUAUAAAGACAAGGGAAGGCCAAAACAUGGAAAGGGAGAGACUUUUACCUCAAUGCAAUUGCAGACAGUUCGUGAAGAAUAUGAUGAGGCUGCAAGGCUUUGCAUUUUUCGUGUAGAAUCCUUGAAACAAGGACAAUGCCAGAGUUUAUUAACACAGGGAGCACGUCACCAUGCAGCACAGUUAAUUUUUUUCCGGAAAGGACUGCAAUCUCUUGAAGCAGUUGAACAGCAUAUUAAAAGUGUUGCAGAUAAGCAACAUAUUGAUUAUGAACUACGUGGAUUGGAUGAUGGUGAAUAUGGUGAAGAUGAAAUGAAAAGAUUUGAGGCUAAUGAUGUUGGAGAAUUAAGUUUUGACUAUAGACAAAAUCAGCAGGAGGUUGACCAUGCUUCCAUUUCAAGGAACUCAAUGGAGAUAAAUCAUGGUAAACACCAAGAGGAGCAAAUUUCCAGUCAGCAACCUCGAGGAGGCAGUCAUUCUGCUCCAAUAUUUGCGGAGAAAUUUGAUCCUGCUGAAAGAAUCAGAGAAAUGCAGAUAACUGUGCCAAAACUUAAUACACAUGUGCUACCCACUCCUGCUGAUGCAGUGAGUUCAAUGACAAGCAGUUUUACCCUCCUGUCAAACACCGCAAGCUCUAGUGGGAGCUACAAAAGUCCGUGGAAUUCAUCGCCACUCGAUGCAGAGAAACGCAGAAAAUUCGCGGAUGAUAAUUUGUAUGCACAUAAAUUCCCAAAAUCCGAAAUAGCAGUUGAAGAGAAAACCAACAACAGGCACUCUCUACCACUGCCCCGUCCUCUGACUGAGGGUGUUGCAACCCCAAAACCUGACAUACAAAGUGGAUCUAAUCCUUGGAAAAUUGAAAGACAUGCAUUCUCCAGUCCAUUGGCAAGUAAAUCAUCAUCAGACAAGCCCAUAUUAUCUACGAGUGGACCCAUUGGCUCUACUGAACUUCCUCGAGCCGUUUCUGGGUCACUUUCUCAUGUACAUGUUUCCCAGUCAUUAUCAAUGAAUGUAUCCCAUGGUGCUUCUCUUGUAGCUUCUUCCAAAAUAAGUGAGCUUCAUGAGCUCCCUAGGCCCCCUGAUUCGUUAGGCUCCAAGCCUCUGUUUUCUUCUGGUGCUGUUGGGCACUCUGCUCCUCUGGUCAAUAGAAAUCGAGAAGCAUCUCCAACAAAUAGGAAUACUUUGCGGCCAUCAAAAGAAGGGCCUUCUCUUCCGCUUCCUCAACUAACUGUUCCUCGAAGUUUAUCCAUACCCUCUAUUAGUCAAAGAGCAUUAGCUUUACAUGCGGGCACGCUAUUGGAUUCUUCCCAAAUUGAGAUCAAGACUGAAAAAGUGGCUUCUCCUCCAUUAACACCUAUUUCCCUAUGAAACACGAAGUCUUGAAUUCUGGAAGAGUAAGAGGCAAGUACUGUACUGAUAGAUGUUCCUUUUAUACCUUAUAUAUGUUACACUCUUAUACCUGGAUUGUAAAUUCCUUUGACGGAGAUUGUUUGAAGGAACCACUCCUCUCUCCUCUCCCACAGAAGAUGAAAGAAAACAAAUCAUGAUGGGUGCUUGAUUUCUCUGUAUUUUAAUUUAUUUUUGUAACAGUUGUUGGGCUUGAUGGUUUCAUUGUUAUUAGUACAUUUUUCCUUUUCGUGUUGGGGUAGAAGACAUGGGGGGAAGGGGGAGUUUUGUGUGUGAUAAUGACAUUGAUCUGGCAAGAACCAGUCUGUAUUCAGCGGCGACCAUUAUAUUAGUGAUCUUCCACUUGGUCUCAUCUCAGAGUCUCAAGUCAUGAAAAACUGUGAUGCUCUGGGUAUUGAGUGGCGAUGACACAAGCUUCAUGACACCUGGAGUUAUAAUACUUCAUUGGAGAAGAUUGUGUUGCUUGCAAUUUUUCCUUGCACGUGAGAGUAAAUCUUUCAUAAUCAAGAAAUAACACAAUUAUUGGAAAAAGGGGCUUGAUGUUUGGGCAUCUCUUGCUUUAUAUUCUAAUUCCAAAUCUUGAAACUUUGGUAGAUGCAGGUGAGAGAUUAUUUCCAUGGCUUCAGUUGAUGGGAUGUUAUUUCAUUGGCUUCUGUUAAUGGAAUGUUUGCGUUAGUUCGGUUUA